This is a messenger RNA of Lasiodiplodia theobromae, 1161 nucleotides long. Its product is annotated as Zinc finger protein yan. NCBI's taxonomy places the organism in Eukaryota, Fungi, Ascomycota, Dothideomycetes, Botryosphaeriales, Botryosphaeriaceae. Bases 1 to 1161 code for a protein of 386 amino acids. The transcript has 2 exons. The record is from RefSeq and is a predicted model, not a curated record. Gene Ontology annotation, biological process: ribosomal large subunit biogenesis. Gene Ontology annotation, cellular component: preribosome, large subunit precursor.
AUGGCUUCCGCCUUCACCUGCAGUACCUGUGCUUCCGCCUUUGACGGUGCUCACAAUGAGCAGCGCGUUCACGUGCGAGACCCAUGGCACCAAUACAACCUCCAACGUCGGAUGGCCUCACUGCCGCCAAUAACGCUGCAGCAAUAUGAAGUGAUAGUCCAGCCUGCGCAAGCGUCAUCUGCACACAAAAAGAAGAGCACCAACAGGAAAUCCCCCAAGGAUCACGGCAAACAGAAGCAAGCUGCGAGAGAUGAGCAAUCUCCAUCUCCAUCUCCAUCCGUGUCCGACGACUCAGGCACAAAAGUCGAGGACCAUGAUGCCUACAACCUCUCUCCCCCCUCUUCCGACCUCGACGAAGAGUCCGACGAAGAAGACGAAGAAGAAGAAGAACCCGUAGCCCUCACCCCAACAACCUGCCUCUUCUGCAACGCCACCUCCCCCACCCUCGACGCCAACCUCUCCCACAUGUCCACCACGCACAGCCUCUUCAUCCCCGAGCCCGACUCCCUCAUCGACCUCGAAACCUUCCUCCUCUACCUCGCCGCCAUCGUCUUCCGCUACCACGAGUGCCUCUACUGCGGCGCCGCCAAGUCCUCCGCCGCCGCCGCCCAGACGCACAUGCGCGACAAGGGCCACUGCAUGAUCAACCUCGCCUCAGCCGAUUCCGAACUGCUCGAUUUCUGGGAGUUCGACGAGGACGAGGAAGGCGAGGGAGCGGGCGGUGGUGGUGCGGCGGCCGCCGCCUCCGUUCUCAGCAGCGUGAAUGUCUCCGACACUGAGAUGCGUCUGCCGUCCGGCGCUAUCGUCGGCUCGCGCCACCACGCUGAGAGUGUGCACAACAGGCACGGCCUCGUGGGCGCGCGCGUGCAGGCGGCCAAGCGCCGCAAGGCCAUCGCCGACAGUGAGCACGACGCGGCGGCGGAUGCGGACGGAGGGGAGGCGGAUGCCCGGCCGCAACCGCCGAGCAUGGAUCGCCGUGUUGCGGUGCGGGGGGAGAUGGGCUUGGUGGGCGUGCCGGAGCAGCAGAGGAGGGCGCUGAUGGCCGUCGAGAAGAAGAUGAUGAAGCGCGAGGCCGUGGCGCGGGCGGCGCAGCGGUGGGCGACGGAGAAGGUGGCGAAUCGGCAGAAGUUCUUCAAGGUGAGUCUUUGCUCCUUCCGCUGA